Durio zibethinus is the source of this 1200-nucleotide messenger RNA. RefSeq names its product cell number regulator 8-like. Lineage: Eukaryota; Viridiplantae; Streptophyta; Magnoliopsida; Malvales; Malvaceae. The record is from RefSeq and is a predicted model, not a curated record.
AUCAAAAAUAUCGAACUCUUUUUUUAUCUCUUUUUUUUGUCUUCCAUUUCAAUUUUUAGAUCCUAAUCUAAUUUUAACAUUUUCUGACGGCUUUUUAAAUUUUAGAUCUCUCUCUCCCAAAAUAAAAUCGAAAGAAAAAAUCCCACAAAAAAUGGCGAACAAAGAUGGUAGCAACAACGACGCCGGAGAGGAAUCGAGCCCUCUUUUGAGCAAACAAGUUGUUGAGGAAGAUGAGAAGAAGAAACUAGAUGGUAAAACGUCAAGGGAGACGACCCCCGAGGUGGCAGCUUCGCCGGAAGUUUGUACCGGGACUGGGUUUGGGUGGACCGCCGAUGGGCUUCCGUUGGACCAGGGGGGUGUUGUCGGAGAACCCAUGGGUCGGUCCCAGUGGGAUUCCUCCCUCCUUGCUUGUCUUGGUCGUAACGAUGAGUUUUGCAGCAGCGACAUUGAAGUUUGUCUACUUGGAAGCAUGGCACCUUGUGUGCUGUAUGGAAGCAAUGUUGAAAGGCUUGGAUCUGCUCCCGGUACCUUUGCAAGUCACUGCGUGCCUUACGCUGUUCUUUACCUGAUUGGAAAUUCCUAUUUCGGCUGGAAUACUUUGGCACCAUCGUUUUCAUUCCCUAGCCGGGUUGCCAUUCGGCGGAAGUUUAAUCUGGAGGGCACCUGUGAGGCAAUUAAUAGGUCAUGUGGAUGCUGUGGCAGCUGCAUGGAAGAUGACGUGCAACGUGAACGGUGUGAGACAGUCUGUGACUUUGCGACACAUUUUUUCUGUCAUGCAUGUGCUCUUUGCCAGGAAGGCCGCGAGCUUCGUCGAAGGUUGCCUCAUCCGGGGUUCAAUGCUCAGCCUGUCUUGGUCAUGAUCCCCCCUGAGGAGCAGACCAUGGGCCGUGGGGCCUAAGUGCAUGCUGCCCAUGUCUUGCCUUCUAAUGAAAGAAAUUCUAGUAGCUGGCUUGUCCCUAGUUUUAUCAAUGUGAUGUCAUGUUGCUAAAAUAAUGUUAAAAAGUUCUACCUAUAUCGCCUAAACAACCAUCAGAGAUCGAUUGCUUGGCUUGGUCGGACCAAAUCAUUGAGGAUUACAAUGGUUUCCCCCUAUUGUUUUUGUAUAAUGUAUUACAUGUUACACUUUAUGUUUUAUCAAAAGAAGUUGGUUGGAUUGUCUCCUUUCGACAUCCAUUUAACUAUAUGAUUUCUUGUUUAAAG